Messenger RNA from Crotalus tigris (Tiger rattlesnake), 3677 nucleotides. RefSeq names its product leucine rich repeat containing 40 (gene LRRC40). NCBI's taxonomy places the organism in Eukaryota, Metazoa, Chordata, Lepidosauria, Squamata, Viperidae. The transcript has 15 exons. The coding region runs from base 258 to 2105 and encodes 615 amino acids. The record is from RefSeq and is a predicted model, not a curated record. Gene Ontology annotation, molecular function: protein binding.
GCGUAGUUUCAUUUCGCAGAGGCGGCGUUUCCUUGAGAGUCACUAACUGAGAUCCUUCCCCAUUCACUUCCCAACUUUUAAAGCAAAAAUCGCGGUCUCGAUUCACAAGACUGCCUCUCAGCUCUUCUCACGCCUCCUCCCAAAGGCGGAGGCAGUGGGAAUAGCCCGGCCCGUCUUCUUUGCGCGGAAAAGCCGGCUAGCCGCGUUUCCCGCCCCCUCCCUGGAAUUCAGGCGGGAGAAUUGCUGAAGCGCCCGUGAUGUCUGGCGCUCGGAGACGGGGCGCGGGCCACUCCUUGGCGGGUUUCAGGCGGGGCGCUGGGCAGGAUGAGGCCGACGCGGCUGCCAUCCCCCAGGGCUUGCUUCGGGCGGCUAGGAGGAGCGGCCAAUUAAACCUGUCCGGCCGGGAGUUGACCGAAGUACCUCUACAUGUUUGGCGAAUAAAUUUGGAUACUCCAGAAGAGGCCCACCAAAAUGUAUCUUUCAGUGCUGCCGAUCGCUGGUGGGAGCAAACUGAUCUCAACAAACUGAUUUUAUCUUCUAACAAACUGCAGUGUCUUUCUGAUGAUGUCAAACUCUUACCUGCCCUCACUGUGCUUGAUGUGCAUGAUAAUCAACUCACGUCUCUCCCUGCUGCUGUAGGAUCACUAGAAAAUCUUCAGAAACUUAAUGUGAGUCAUAAUAAACUGAAAAAGAUACCAGAAGAACUUACUCAACUAAAACACUUGAGGAAUCUGCUUCUGCAGCACAAUGAAUUGUAUCACUUGCCUGAUGAAUUUGGACAGCUUGUCAGUUUGGAAGAGUUGGAUAUCUCUAAUAACCACAUAUCUGGCAUCCCAACAAGUUUUGCUUUCCUUAUAAACUUGGUGCGACUCAAUGUAGCUUCUAAUCAAUUAAGGAAUCUACCCACAGAAAUCAGUGCAAUGAAAAGUUUAAAACAGCUUGAUUGCACUAAGAAUUUCCUGGAAACUAUACCUCCUGAAUUGGGCAGUAUGGUUUCAUUAGAACAACUUUAUCUAAGGAGAAAUAAGUUGUGCUGCCUGCCAGAUUUUCAUUCAUGUACAUAUUUAAAGGAAUUGCAUGUUGGUGAAAAUCAGAUUAAAGUAUUAAGAGCUGAACAACUGAAGUAUCUGAAUUCCUUGUGUGUGUUGGAACUAAGGGAUAAUAAGCUGAAAUCAUUGCCUGAUGAAAUUACUCUGCUACAGGGAUUAGAACGACUAGACUUAUCCAACAAUGAUAUUAGCAAUCUUCCUUGUAAACUAGGAAACCUUUCUAAGUUGAAAUUCUUAGCGCUGGAAGGAAAUCCUUUAAGAGCAAUCCGAAGGGAUAUUCUACAAAAAGGAACACAAGAAAUGCUGAAAUACCUUAGAAGCAAAAUACAAGAUGAUGAAAUAAUUAACCCAAACGGAGAAUUUCCUGUGACAGCAAUGACUUUGCCAAGUCAAUCCAAAAUUAAUAUGCAUGCUAUUACUACGCUGAAGACAUUAGAUUAUAGUGAGAAACAGGCCGCUGUAAUACCGGAUGACGUUCUGAAUGCAGUUGGGGACAAACCAGUCAGCAAUGUAAACUUCAGCAAGAAUAAUCUGACUGAAAUUCCAGCAAGGAUUGUGGAACUAAAAGAAUCUGUGAGUGAUAUCAAUUUUAGUUUCAAUAAGCUGUCUUCUGUUUCACUGGAGCUCUGUAUGCUUCACAGGCUGACACAUUUGGAUCUUAGAAAUAACAUUUUGACAUCUCUGCCAGAUGAAACGGAAGCACUGGCAAAACUACGGAUAAUAAAUCUUGCCUUUAACAGAUUUAAAAUAUUUCCAAAUGUCCUCUAUCACAUUCUGACCCUUGAAGCCAUCCUUCUUGGAAAUAAUCAAAUUGGAUCCCUAGAUCCUCAGCAGUUAAAGAAGAUGGAAAAGCUCAGUACUCUAGAUCUUCAAAAUAAUGAUCUCUUACACAUUCCACCAGAACUUGGGAAUUGUGAAAAUCUCAGAGUACUUUUACUGGAAGGUAACCCUUUCCGAACUCCCCGAGCAGCUAUUCUGGCUAAGGGGACAGUUGCUGUCCUUGAGUAUCUGAGAAGCAGGAUUCCUACUUCAUCUGUUGCUGCAGAUGUGAACUAAAAAGUAUGCAACAUCUUACUUUCUGAAGAACGAAGAUCACGGCGUUUGUUGUUAUGAGAAACGUAACUUGAAAAUGCAUAUGUUAGGAAGUUGCUUAUAGGGUUCUCAAAGAUUUUAGUCUACUGCAGGCUGUCCUCGGGGCCAUACUUGUAUGGCAUAUAUUUGGGUGAUUGAUAUGUGACUCUACCCAGCAAAAGCAAAUGGUUGCUUAUGGCCUUCUCCCCCCUCAACAUAUAAAUUUGGUAUGGACAUGUUCUAAUUUUAUAUUUGGUACUUCUCAGCCACUUAGAAUUCUGUUUGUUUAUAUGUUUUAAGAGCACCAACAAUGUGUUUGCAAUUCAUGUAUACAACGUUAAGGCUUUGGUCCGAAGGCUGUUAGAGAAGAGGUGUAAGCUAAAGAUUUGCUUGCCAUUGGUAUUUUGGUACAUGAAUGUAAUAUGUAUUUUAAAAUCAGAUUCAAUUUCAAAAACAGCAUUUAUACAUGUUUACAAAUGCAAAGAAUGUUUAUGGAACAAAAAUAUCCUCAAAGUAUCCUCAACUUUGGGGCUGUAGGCUCUCAUGGUUUUAGUGAAUUUCAUAGGCAUCAUUGCAAAUAUUAGUUUUGUAGGAAGUAAACUGGUGAGGUUCCUUUCGUAUUUUUCCUCACAUAUAUCACAUUGUAAAUACCCUCUACCUUGCUUGUAUUCUGUUCUCUCAUAUGUUUGUUUCUUAAUUGGAAUGAUACACAUGAUACACUUAUUUCAUUGUGGUAUUCUGUUUGGCUUGCUUUCAGAUUAUUUUAUUCUGAUACAAGUCUCUGUCUGAGUGAGAAUUCCUGACAAAUUCUAGUCCUGAAAUAUUAAGUAAACGUUCAGUUAAUUGAUAAGUUGUACUGUUGAAUCACCAGUGUUCCGACUAAAGUUUUAAUUCCUUGUAGAAUACUAUCUGUUCAACAAUAUAUGGAAUUGUUUAUUUCUUGGAUGCUGGCGAGUACUGAGGGUAAUUGCGAAAGCUACAGUCGUAAUUGAAUCAAGCUUAAGAGACAGCUAAUUCUAGCUGAGGGGUGAGCAACUAUGGCCCCUUUACAACCUGUGGAUUUCAAUUCCCAGAAUUCCUGAGCCAGAAAUGGCUCCUGGCUCAGGAAUUUUGGGAACUAAAGUCCACAGGUCAGAAAGAGUCCAUAAUUGCCCAACCCAGUCUAGCUUCCACCCAUACAACCUUACCUCUGCCUAGCCCAGUCAGCUGUUCCAGUAAGGGGGCGAUUUCUCCAGUAUCUUGAUAUUAGAUGCUGGCCAUUGAUACACUAAAUAAAGGCCUAUUUUAGAGAAAGAUAAAAUGUGCUGAUUGAAGGUAAAGAGGUGCUGUGUCCUCUUCUAGAUGUUUUCUUUUGUCUGUAUAAUACAGUAAAAUGUUUUGUAAAUAUGCUGGGAGGAAUUCUUACAGAUCAAAGUGGUGCUUCUGGGCAUUAGUUGUAAUCCCCAACAAGUAUCCUUAGGUGCUCCUGUGUGAAGCAGUAGACACUGACUUUUUUUAGCAGUUAGGAAGAUAAGGAUAGCAUAAAGGCUACACUAGUGCAAUAAACCUGUGUGUGUG